CACGGAGGCUGCUUCCGAGAGGCCGUCUCCUGACGCCGGCGUGCACAGGGCAGUUCCCGGGCUGCUCAGACCAUGGCCUGCCGUCAGCUCUGGGAAGCAGGCGCUGCAUCUGCUCGCUGGUUUUGUAAUCAACCACGAAUGAUGAAACCUUCCGUAGCUGAGGUGCUUCACAGAGGGAGGAUGUUGUGGAUAAUUCUUCUAAGCACAAUUGCUCUGGGAUGGACUACCCCGAUUCCCCUGAUAGAGGACUCAGAGGAAAUAGAUGAGCCCUGCUUUGAUCCAUGCUACUGUGAAGUUAAAGAAAGCCUCUUUCAUAUACAUUGUGACAGUAAAGGAUUUACAAAUAUUAGUCAGAUUACUGAAUUUUGGUCAAGACCUUUUAAACUGUAUCUGCAGAGGAAUUCAAUGAGGAAGUUAUACACCAACAGUUUUCUACAUUUGAAUAAUGCCGUGUCCAUUAACCUUGGGAACAAUGCUUUGCAGGACAUUCAGAUGGGAGCUUUCAAUGGUCUUAAGAUCUUAAAGAGGCUGUACCUCCACGAGAAUAAGCUAGAUGUCUUCAGAAACGACACCUUCCUUGGCCUGGAGAGUCUGGAAUAUCUGCAGGCAGAUUACAAUGUCAUUAAGCGCAUCGAGAGUGGGGCGUUUCGGAACCUGAGUAAACUGAGGGUUCUGAUUUUGAACGAUAACCUCAUUCCCAUGCUCCCCACCAACCUAUUUAAGGCUGUCUCUCUAACUCACCUGGACUUACGUGGGAACAGGUUAAAGGUUCUUUUCUACCGAGGAAUGCUGGAUCACAUAGGCAGAAGCCUGAUGGAGCUCCAGCUGGAAGAGAACCCCUGGAACUGCACCUGUGACAUCGUGCAGCUGAAGAGCUGGCUGGAGCGCAUUCCUUACACCGCCCUGGUGGGGGACAUCACCUGCGAGACGCCUUUCCACUUCCACGGGAAGGACCUGCGCGAGAUCAGGAAGACGGAACUCUGCCCGUUGCUGUCUGACUCUGAGGUGGAGGCGAGCUUGGGGAUCCCUCACCUGUCCUCAAGCAAAGAGAACGCAUGGCCAACCAAACCUUCCUCCAUGCUGUCCUCCGUCCACUUUACCGCUUCUUCCGUUGAAUACAAGUCCUCCAAUAAGCAGCCCAAGCCCACCAAGCAGCCCCGCACACCCAGGCCACCCUCCACGUCCCAAGCUUUGUAUCCUGGACCGAAUCAGCCUCCCGUCGCUCCUUACCAGACCAGACCCCCUAUCCCCAUCAUCUGCCCUACCGGAUGUACCUGCAAUUUGCACAUCAACGACCUUGGCUUGACUGUCAACUGCAAAGAGCGAGGAUUUAAUAACAUUUCUGAACUUCUUCCAAGGCCGCUGAAUGCCAAAAAACUGUACCUGAGUAGCAAUCUGAUUCAGAAAAUAUACCGCUCUGAUUUCUGGAAUUUUUCUUCUCUGGAUCUCUUGCACCUGGGGAACAACCGCAUUUCUUACGUCCAGGACGGGGCCUUCAUCAACCUGCCCAACCUGAAGAGCCUGUUUCUCAACGGCAACGACAUCGAGAGGCUCACCCCGGGCAUGUUCCGCGGCCUGCAGAGUCUGCACUACCUGUACUUCGAGUUCAACGUCAUCCGCGAGAUCCAGCCCGCGGCCUUCAGCCUCAUGCCCAACCUGAAGCUGCUGUUCCUCAACAACAACCUGCUGAGGACGCUGCCGACCGACGCCUUCGCGGGCACGUCGCUGGCCCGACUGAACCUGAGGAAGAACUACUUCCUGUACCUGCCCGUGGCCGGCGUGCUGGAGCACCUGAACGCCAUCGUGCAGAUCGACCUCAACGAGAACCCCUGGGACUGCACGUGCGACCUGGUGCCCUUCAAGCAGUGGAUCGAGACCAUCAGCUCGGUCAGCGUGGUGGGGGAGGUGCUGUGCGGGAGCCCCGAGAACCUCACGCACCGCGACGUGCGCUCCGUCGAGCUGGAGGCGCUGUGCCCCGAGCUGCUGCGCGCGGCCCCCGCGUCCCCGGCGCAG
Molecule: messenger RNA, 2013 nt
Organism: Chinchilla lanigera (long-tailed chinchilla)
Lineage: Eukaryota; Metazoa; Chordata; Mammalia; Rodentia; Chinchillidae
Gene: Slitrk3
Product: SLIT and NTRK-like family, member 3
Biological process (GO): regulation of presynapse assembly; axonogenesis; positive regulation of synapse assembly
Cellular component (GO): postsynaptic density membrane; GABA-ergic synapse
Molecular function (GO): protein binding
Source: RefSeq, a predicted model, not a curated record